This is a messenger RNA of Dunckerocampus dactyliophorus (ringed pipefish), 2869 nucleotides long. RefSeq lists its product as uncharacterized. The transcript is spliced from 12 exons. The record is from RefSeq and is a predicted model, not a curated record. Bases 380 to 2677 code for a protein of 765 amino acids. NCBI's taxonomy places the organism in Eukaryota, Metazoa, Chordata, Actinopteri, Syngnathiformes, Syngnathidae.
UGUCUCAACAAUCAUUGCAGCAGCAGAACAAUCUAUACUCCGGAGUAAAGGCAGGAGUAAGAGGAAUGUCAGGAAGAGGAGUCUGUUGAUACUGAUAUAAUGCACAAAGGGAGGUGAUGAGAAGGGAACUAAUGGGAAUGGAAGAAAUAUCACUAAUAGGACUACUGAAUAUGGGUGGAAGGACAUACCAAAGAAAGUUGUUUGACUAUUUAAGAAGCACAGGGUUGUUCGAUAGUAUAUGAGGGACGGUGUAUUUAGGGUGAAGAAUCAAUGUGUUCUAUUUAUUAUGGGGAAGGGAGUAUAUGUUUCCGUGUGGAACUAGUGAGGUGGUGACUCCAGCUAAGACACAACUGAAAGGGGGCGGUAAUGCGCCAAAGUAAUGGAUGCCAGAAGAAGACGAAGAAGAAGAGAAAGAAGAGCAAGAGAAAGAGCAAUGGCUCCUAGGAAAUGUUUCUUCGGGUGUGAGGGAAAGCUGAUUUUGUUUAGCCUUCCUAAAGAGGCAAGCAUCAGGCAGAAGUGGUUGAAAUUGCUGAUUCCCGAGCAGCAAGAGAUACAUAUGCUCAUCUGUCAACGGCACUUCACACGGGACCGUUUUGUGAACAUGGGCCAAUACGAAGCUGGACUAUCCGCCAAACUGUUGCUGAAAUCCGACGCCUUUCCAACGUUGCUUGGUCGUGUUGAAGAGUCAAAAGAGCUAGCUAGUACAUCACAACAGAUCCUGCCAAGGCCAAAACACAGACACGUGGGAUGCCAAACGGAGCCUGUAUCUACUGCAACUUGUGAAACACAGUUCAACCCUCACAUGGUAUCUGUUGGCACCAAGAUGUUGUUGUAUCCAGCCACAAAAUCUGUAGCCACACAGCUGUCCUACAGUACGCUGAGGCAACACGUGAGAAGCAAAGGGACCCAGGCAACUGUUUCAGUCCAGAAUGUUGGCACAGAGACUAGACAGCUGGACGCAGGGUUUCAGUUUUCUUCCACGCAAGUGAGGGGUUUUGCACCUUUACAGGGGGCCAGACCAGCAAAGAGACCACGCCUUGAAUUUGAAGAGAGCAAGAGCAAGGACGAGGAAGAAGAAACUAUUGUUCCACACGACUCAACAUACGAACCCAGUGACUUCAUUACAGAGCCAUCUGAAAUUAGUGGAAAAGAGUCAAGGACGGACUACAAUGAUGCAAAGUACAUUGUAUUUGAGAGCUGUCUGGUAGAGCUAUUCCAAACCUGUCCGGUGUGCAAGCGGGACUGCCAGGUGCAGCCACGGAGACUGGGGACAUAUGUGGCCUAUACUCAGCUUUGCCUGAACUGCCAGUAUACCAGAAAAUGGCAGAGCCAGCCAUUGAGAGGAAACACUCCUGCGGGAAACCUCCAAAUGUCUGCAGCUAUUUAUUUUACUGGUGGAUCCUUCAUUCAGGUGGACAAGAUAUUCAAAGCCAUGAAUGUCCAGAUGUAUAAUUAUGACACCUUCAGGAGGCAUGCCCGGAAUCUUCUGGAACCCGCAAUAAACCACAAAUGGAGAAAGGAUCAGCAGACUCUGUUUCAUAUUCUGAAACAGGAAAGCAGUAUCGCAGUGAGUGGAGCUAUGAGAGCAGACACGCCAGGACACUCUGUAAAAUUUGGCUGCUACACACUGAUGCACCUGGACAGCAACAACAUAAUGGACAUCCAACUUGUACAGAGCAAUGAGGUGAGCGGCACUGUACAUAUGGAGAAAGAAGGACUGAAACGAGGACUUGACCAUCUGGAAAAAAACAACGUAAAAGUGGAUUACAUUGUGACUGACCGCCACACACAGGUGCAGACAUUUCUGAGUGAACGUGGGAUCACCCAGUACUAUGAUGUUUGGCACCUUGAGAAAGCCUUGUCUAAAAAGUUGCAGGCACUAGCAAAAAACAAGGACUGUGCAGUGUUGCAGAGGUGGUUGCCUGCAAUUAAAAACCACAUGUACUGGACCGCCACGUCUUCAAAAUCAGGACCAGAAAAGGCAGCAAAAUGGAAGUCCAUCAUAAAUCACAUUCAGGAUGUUCACUCACAUGAUGAUCCACUAUACCCCAAGUGUCUUCAUGCUGACCAGCUCUCCACAGACUCCAGCAAGUGGUUUCAGCCAUGCACACUGCCCUUGCACAAAGUUGAAAAAUUAUUAGUCAAUAAAAGAAUUCUCCGGGAUGUGGAAAAACUAAGUGAACACCAUCAGACUUCUUCACUUGAGUCUUUCUAUAGGGUCAUUUUGCACUUUGCACCAAAGAAUGUUGUUUUCUCCUACAUUGGGAUGCUGUGCAGGCUGUACCUAGCUGCCAUGCAUUUCACUGAAAAUGCACAACUGGAACGAUCAAAAACUUUGGAGGGCAAAGCUGUGUACAAGGUCACCUUCCCGAAGUAUAAGAAGGGGCAAGCGACCGCGAAGCCAGUUAAAACAAAGCCAACUUUCCGAUAUGUCCGUGACCUGAUGAGGCUGGUUUUUGAGGAGGUUUUGGAGGACCCCACCAAGUACACAGAGGAACUCAAAGAAAUCCCCAUCCCAGACGAAGUCUGUGCACAGUUUGAGAGACCGUCGAAGGAGGAGGUGAUCGCCACACAUGUCUCUAGAUUCAGUCGAGGUGCGGAUAGCGGAAGCCACCGUAGCGACCAGAGGGAUCAGGAAACUCCUGGCAUAUCCGGCACACAACACACGACGGGAUGAUGACCCUGACAUGUCGACCCCGGUAUCCCCACCACCAGCUUACAAAAUGUUGCUGCAUCAGGUGAUGAUCUUUACAUACGACGUGUGAAUCCCAGGAGAAAUAGGUCAACCGUGUGCACAUUUGUUUGUGUAUUUUUUAUGUAAACAUGGUUACAGUGCACUUUAUAUUGUAAAUAAACUUAUUUACUUCUC